GUGUUUUCAGAAGCGUUCGCCAACAUAUUAAACAGGAAAAAGAACACAAGAAUCAAUCCUGGUUGAAUGUUGAAUCGACUCGAAAUCCAACCAUGGCGGAGGCGGUAAACGAGGCGGCGAAACGGACGCCGGGGCUCAUGCCAUGGAGGAGCUUAGAGGGCAAGGUCGUCAUGGUGACCGGCGCGUCCUCCGGCAUCGGCCGAGACCUGUGCCUCGACCUCGCGAAGGCCGGUUGCCGGGUCAUCGCGGCAGCGCGGCGGACCGACCGAUUGAGGUCCCUCUGCGAGGAGAUCAACGGAUCCGGAGCGUCGGAGCCAUCCGCCGUCCGAUCGGUGGCGGUCGAACUCGAUGUGAGCGCGGAUGAACCGGCCAUCGCCGCCUCCGUGCAGAGGGCGUGGGAUGCGUUUGGCCGGAUCGAUGGGUUGGUGAAUAAUGCCGGAGUUCGAGGUGAUGUGCACUCACCAUUAGAUUGGUCCGAGGAGGAGUGGAGUAGCAAUAUCAGAACAAAUUUGACUGGAUUGUGGCUGGUUUCCAAACAUGUCUGCAAACACAUGCGUGAUGCAAAACAGAAAGGAUCCGUGAUCAAUAUAUCAUCUAUUGGUGGCAUUGAACGUGGCCAGUUACCUGGUGGGCUUGCUUAUGUUGCAUCAAAGACAGGUGUUAACGCAGUUACUAAGGUGAUGGCAUUGGAGCUGGGUGCUUUUAACAUUCGUGUGAACUCCAUAGCGCCUGGACUGUUCAAGUCCGAGAUAACUGAUGGCCUGAUGAAGAGAGAAUGGCUGAACAAGGUGGCUGAAAGAACAGUUCCACUAAGAACAUAUGGCACAUUAGAUCCAGCAUUGACAUCAAUUGUUCGUUUCCUGAUGCAUGACUCCUCGGCAUAUGUUUCCGGCAACAUUUUCGUUGUCGACGCAGGUGUCACUCUGCCGGGGAUCCCCCUUUUCUCUUCCCUCUGAUACUAAUUCUUGUUGAUGCUUUCUUGAUUCCAGGAUUUUUUUUUUCCUUU
This is a messenger RNA of Musa acuminata subsp. malaccensis (wild Malaysian banana), 1006 nucleotides long. RefSeq lists its product as uncharacterized. NCBI's taxonomy places the organism in Eukaryota, Viridiplantae, Streptophyta, Magnoliopsida, Zingiberales, Musaceae. The record is from RefSeq and is a predicted model, not a curated record.